UGCAAAGGAAGUGCCUCAGAAGACACUUGUCUCUCACUACAAGGCGUUUUUUUUUAAAUUUCUUUUGACUUUUUCUUACUGCUUUUGUACGUCAGAUGAGUGUUGUUUAACGGUUUAUUUUCACCAAGGUUCAUAUUUAACAGACGUUAUAAAAUUAACGUGCGGCAAAAUCUCAUUACAAAGUUGAUCUGCUUCCACUAUCAAGCCUUGUUCAGUUGAGGCAUGUGUUGUGAAAAAGAAGCCUUUUUAUGAAGAAAAAGAAAUGGCAGGGAAUGUUGUUGCAUCUCUGAGGUGGAAUCAGAAAACUUGUAGUUCCCACGCCCUGACAUGGUCAGAAGAUAGCCGUAUUGCUGUGGCCACAGAGGGAGGGGUCUAUGUAGUGGAUUUGUCAUGUGGUCUUGAUGCAUCUGAUUCCCUUGUUGCCAGACAGGCUUUCAUCCCUGCCUCUCCAGAUGUUUGUGAGUUCAAUGUGGAUGUAGACAGAGAGAAGUGUUACAACAGUCUGCCUGCAGAUGAGUUACACCCUAUAAUGUUGGAUCGAACAGUGAGUCCAGGGAUUGGGAGUGGUCAACCCUACAGUUACCGUGGCUGCAGGACUGUCAGAUGGUCAGCCAAAGAUGUGGAUCCCAUGGGCAGGUGCAUUUUAGCCACCUUGUCCAUGGACCAUAGACUUUGCAUUUACAAUAUGGGUGGCUUUCAUUUGAAAUGGAAAAAGGUGGUAGAUUUAUCCAACAGUUAUUAUCAGCACAUGAAAACCAAGAAGUUUACCAUGGAUGAUGAAUCACAACCCAAGGGUAAACAGAACCAGACUUCUCUGCUGACUCAGAGAAGCUACUUGCUGGCAGCUGUAGCAAUUGACUGGUCACCAGUUUACCCUGCCCAGGUCUCUCUUGAACCAGUGGCUGCAAAAUGUGCCAAAUUCAGUGGCCUUGAACCUAGACCGUACUGCUUCUUGGCUGCUGCAAUGAAGAGUGGACACAUUGUUUUAUGGAAAAUAAACAUUCCGUGUAGUACUGAGGAUGAUAUAUCAUUACAUGAGGUUGUCUACACUGGCUCCAUGCUACCAGUCUGCAUUAAGUGGGCCUCCUACUCGGAUGACACUGGUAUAAUGUGUGUUGGAUACAGGUCAGGCAUCAUCAAGGCCCAUGUGGUCAGUCACACCACUGACCAGCUGGCACUGACCAAGGCAGGCUUUGUACACUUGUGGGACCAAGAAGAUAAACUAGGUGUCACUGCUAUAGAGUGGAUGAAAGAGGAGAGGUUACUUGUUGCAAGCAAAGCCUCUUUCCUUGUCUUUAUAGACAUCUGUAUGGCAAAUAGUGGUAUAGGGAUUAAAAAGACCAAAACAUUUAUAGGAAGAAACAAUCUCAUAAUCUCAGGUCUUUCCACUUUUCCAUCUGGAGUUAUAAUCGGAUCUCAAGAUGGAAUCAUUCAAACAGUCCAAAUCAGCAAAACGCAGUCAGGAGAUAUUGAAGUUGUCUCAGAAAGUGUUCUGGACAUGCCCAAACAGUACAAGGUUGUCAACUGCUGUGGGGCAUCUGUCUCCAAGGACAGAGUAUUUCUGGCACAUCUUCAGAGUCCCAGAUAUUAUGUUGAGAAUCGAGAUGAGGACUCCAAGCUUAUUCUGCAGUUGUACAUCAGUGUGCACACACCAGUUGAACAGACCUUGGCAGCCCUGCUUGAAGGAAUAAGAGAAAUAUCUUUGGGUGUAAUUUUCCUGAAGCACUACCAGGGUAUUUUGAAAAACAUAAGUUCACAAACAAUGGAGGAUAUACAGAAGAUAUGUGACACAAUAGAAGAAAGAAUACUGAAGUUGCACUGCACAGACUGGCUUUAUGGUAUAGGUGAUGAGGCAGGGAAACUGGAUGACAUGUGGAAAAUAUCCGCAUUCAUAAUGUGUCAAAUUCUACGCAGUGGAAAAACAGAAGUGGACUGCAAGGAGAGAGACACCUUGAUUGAAAAUGUCAAGUCAAAACUCCAGUUUCACAAACCUGCAGAGAAAUGUAAUAUAUGUGGAGAAGUGAUAAAUUUUAGCAGUGCAAAGCAGGAUUCCUGUGGGAAUGGCCACAAGUUUGCUCGCUGCUGCCAGUCCCUGCUGCUGGUACAGGAGACCCCUUACAGAAAAUGCCAGAACUGCAGAGCUUUAGCCAUAGCAUUACCAGAUAAAGCACCGGAGUGCAUAAAGAAGAUGCUGCUGUCUCCUUGUACUUUCUGUGCUGGUGUGGUAGUUUAA
Molecule: messenger RNA, 2233 nt
Organism: Lingula anatina
Lineage: Eukaryota; Metazoa; Brachiopoda; Lingulata; Lingulida; Lingulidae
Product: general transcription factor 3C polypeptide 4-like
Biological process (GO): transcription initiation at RNA polymerase III promoter
Cellular component (GO): transcription factor TFIIIC complex
Molecular function (GO): protein binding; histone acetyltransferase activity
Source: RefSeq, a predicted model, not a curated record